GUAGAGAAUUAUUUUUCUGCAUUUCAAGGUGUAGUCAGAAUAAGCAGAAAUGCUAAGUAGAUAAGUGGACCGUAGAAAGCCUCACUGUUCCAAAAUAAGGUAGAAGCUUGAGAAAAAGAGGAUGAGCACUGUGAGAACAGGAGAACAAUGAUCAAAAGUUCUCAAAAUAUGAGAAAGGAAUAAUUAAAGUGUUGAAAAAAAAAAAAGAAAGAAAGAAAAAUUAUACAUAUAUGGUAUAGAAGAGUGUUGUGUGUCUUGUGAACCUUUAGUGCUCAUCCAAUGAGGAAACAGGGGAGGUGAUCAGGUAUUGGGUAAUGGGGAAUAAAAGGUUAGGAUUUGUUUACUAAAAUGUAGUCCUGAUUGGCAGGACCAUUGCAAUCGUGAAUAAAAGAGCGUCACAGAAGAUCCUGUCUGAAGAAAAUUAUUUGAGAUGUUUCUGACACUGGGUAAUGGAGAAGGGCACAGAGAGGAGCGCAGCCCCAAGUCCGCGGAGAUGGGGAAUGCCCGUGUGCCCAUCCGACUCAGCUGCCACAUCUGGGGCUUCUACCCCCCCGAGGUGACCGUCAUCUGGCUGCACAACGGGGACAUCGUGGAGCCCGACAACUACAACCCCAUCUCCGCCAUCCCCAACGGCGACUGGAGCUACCAGACGCAGGUGUCCCUGCUGGUGGCCCCGGUGGCAGGCGACACCUACACACGCUCGGUGCAGCACGUCAGCCUGCAGGAGCCUCUCCUGGAGGACUGGAGUCCUGGACUGAUGCCGGAGGUGACGAUACUGGUGGUGGUGGCCACCGUGCUGAUGGUGCUGGGACUUGGCUUAUUUCUCGCCGGCGUCUACCGCUUCAGGGCCAGGCCUCCUGCCCCGGGUUACAUUCCCCUCCCUGGAGACAACUACCCCGCAGGCAGCAUCUGAGGACCCCAUGACGGACACCUCCCGGCACCGGCGGCUCCCGGUUGGCCCUAUCUCAGACCCGAUGCUGUGGUGCUGACAAUAAAGAUGCUCCACAAGCCCCGCUGGUGUC
Molecule: messenger RNA, 1022 nt
Organism: Anas platyrhynchos (mallard)
Lineage: Eukaryota; Metazoa; Chordata; Aves; Anseriformes; Anatidae
Product: HLA class II histocompatibility antigen, DM beta chain-like
Source: RefSeq, a predicted model, not a curated record